This is a messenger RNA of Parascedosporium putredinis, 1440 nucleotides long. NCBI's taxonomy places the organism in Eukaryota, Fungi, Ascomycota, Sordariomycetes, Microascales, Microascaceae. The record is from the annotation of a GenBank genome assembly.
AUGACACGCUCGAGAGCCUCGCCCGAUGGCAGGAUUCCCGAUCGCGACGUUGCUUCUAAGCUCGUCGUUGUGAUGGAGUCUGUGAAUACGCCUACCCCUUCCGCUCCCGAACAAGCCGCCGCUAUCCUGCUUAAUGGAGUACCCUCGCCCUUGGUCGAGCCCACCUCAUUGAAUCUGGAUGCUUCCGAGCCUAGCGAAGCCAAUGACGACAAGGAAGGCCUCGAAGACCAGUCGGCGAGCUUUUUCAACCCCAAGAACGAAUCCGCCGCCAAAGUUCGAGACCAGCUUGCCUUGAAUACUUUGGACGAACUCUUGGACUACCUCCUGAGGCAGGGAGGCUCAGUCGGCAUCCUUGACGCCACGAAUAGCACCAUCAGCCGGCGUAAGCUUAUCAGUGUCUGCACCGACAAGGCUCUCCUUGAGGCAAACAUGCGCCUGAAGCUUUCCGGCCCCGAUUACAGGGACAAGGAUCCCCGCAAGUCGCUCGAGGACUUCCGGAAGAGGGUAACGGCCUACGAAAGCGCGUACGAGCCGCUCGGCGAUUACGAAGAAAGCCAGGAUUUGCAGUACAUCAAGAUGGUCGACGUAGGUCGCAAGGUCAUUCAUUAUCGCCUCCGGGGAUUUCUCAGCACCACCAUUGCUGGGUAUAUGACAACGUUUAAUCUCUCACCCCGGCAAAUAUGGAUCACGAGGCACGGCCAGAGCGAGGACAACGUCAAGGGAAAGUUGGGCGGCGACUCGGCGCUCACAGAACGCGGUCGGACUUUCUCGUCGGCGUUGUAUAAGUUUAUCACAUGGCAGCGCACGGCGUGGAUCGUCGAACAACAAGACAAUAGGGCGAGCGCGUCGUUCCCGCCGCAGCCCGGCGACCUUACGCCUCCCUACCCCGAGUACAACCGAGAAAUCGAUGAGAAGAACUUUUGCGUUUGGACGUCGAUGCUGCAGCGUAGCGUCGACACUGCGCAACUUUUCGAAGCGGACGAUGACUACGACGUGAAGAACUGGGAGAUGCUCAACGAGAUCAAUGCGGGGCAAUUCGAGGGUAAGACGUACGACGAGAUUGCCAAGGAAUACCCAGAGGAGUACCACAAGCGAACCGAAGACAAGCUCCACUACAUUUACCCCGGCGUUGGCGGGGAGGGGUAUCUCCAGGUCAUUCACCGCAUGCGCGACAUGGUCCGCGAGAUGGAACGCAUCAACGAUCACGUCCUCAUCAUCGGGCACCGGUCCAUCUGCCGGGUUCUGAUGGCAUACUUUAUGAACCUCACCCGUCGUGACAUCACUGACCUCGACGUGCCACUUGGCAUGGUGUACGCCAUUGAGCCCAAGCCGUACGGAAUAGCAUUCCACGCCUACCGGUACAAUGAGAAGAACGGUUGGUUCGACGAGGUGCCCAACUACACACCCCGCCGGACCGACCGGUAUGACGGCAAAGACUAA